UGCCGCCCCACUUUGUCGUCUCCUGCGGCCGCGGUUCCCCCUUGCCGUUUCUCGCGACUUCCUCUCUCACGCUGUGUCUCUCCCUCACGGUUCCCUCUGUCUCUUUCUCCCUGUCCUCGGGUGCCCUCCUCUCGGGCUUCUUCUCCAGAACUUCUCUUCUCCCUUGUCCCCGUCUUCCCUCCUCUUUCCAUCGCCCUUCCUCUCCUUGGAGCAGUAUCUUCUCGCUCGCGAUCUCGAAAGGCGGCUCUUUUCGGCGGGAUCGGGGGGGGGGUGGUGGCGCGGUGGAAGGAGAGCUCGUGGGGCACAGAAGCUGCGGGUUUGGUGGUGAGUCGUCGAGGGUUGGAUCUCUCGAGCUCGGUUCACGGGGAAAAGAGGGAGCUUUCUACGCUUCGGGUGGCUCUUUCACUCCGGUUCCUUCUCCUCCUUGUUCUCGCCAUUCUGCGUCCGGGUGCGGUUUCGCGAUGGCGGGAAGCAACGAGGUGAACGCCAACGAGUCCAAGUGUUGUUAAAGGUGGCAGCUUUGAGUGAUUGGAAUCGUUUCUUCUCUUGCGUUAGGCUCUCUUCCCCCUUUGUUCCCUUCUCUCUCUUCCUCCUCUCUGCGGUGGGUGUUUCUUUUGAGUUCUUGAAUUCCAAAAGCGAAGUAAUUUCGUGAAUCAUCGAUGGCCACUAAAGGAAUUGGGAAAAGUUGGAAUCUUUCGUCAUCAUCCAAAGAGGAAAAUAGCGAAAGCAAACAAAAACCACGUUGAUUCUCGCUUGUUGUCUUCAUCUUUGUCUUUGAUGCUAAUCAAACGAAACAAGAGACGCAUUCAUGGAAGGUCUCGAGAAAUCCCACCUGGCUGUCAUCGCAAAAAGAUCCAAUCUUGCUUCCAUUUCGCGACCGACUCCUCCUGUAAUCGAAGAAAAAGCCCUCAUUCUCUUUCUUGAUUUGAGCUUUUGGUGUUGUGAUGCCUCACAGAUGGUGGUUCCCCUGCACACCUGGGUCCUCAUCUCCAACUUCAAGCUGGCCUACAACAUGCUGCGCCGCCCUGACGGCACCUUCGACCGCCACCUCGCCGAAUUCCUCGACCGCAAGGUCCCCGCCAAUGCCUCUCCCGUCAAUGGCGUCGUCUCCUUCGACGUCGUCAUCGACCGCACCAACAACCUCCUCGCCCGCAUCUACCGCCCCGCCCCUCCCAACCCCACCACGCCCCUUGCCGACCUCCACCGGCCUCCCUCCCCCGAUCCCUUCCCCGUGAUAAUCUUCUUCCACGGCGGCAGCUUCGCCCACUCCUCGUCCAACACUGCCAUCUACGACUCCCUCUGCCGCCGCUUCGUCUCCCUGUGCGGUGCCGUCGUCAUCUCCGUCGACUACCGUCGAUCACCGGAAUACCGGUAUCCCUGUGCCUACGACGACGGAUGGGCCGCCCUCAAGUGGGCUUCCACCGAGCCAUGGCUCCACAGCGGCAAGGAUGCUAAACUUCGGGUGUUCCUCUGUGGUGACAGCUCCGGGGGGAACAUCGCACACCAUGUGGCAGUCAAGGCUGCAGAAUCCGGGAUCGAGGUGUCCGGGAACAUCCUCCUCAACCCCAUGUUCGGUGGUAAUCACCGGACUGAGUCAGAGAAGAGAUUGGAUGGGAAGUACUUCGUCACGAUUCAAGACAGGGAUUGGUACUGGAAGGCUUAUCUCCCCGAGGGAGCGGACAGAGACCACCCCGCUUGCAACCCCUUUGGCCCCAACGGCAUGAAGCUCGAAGAGCUUCCUUUCACCAAAAGCCUCGUUAUAGUGGCAGGUCUGGAUCUUGUUCAGGACUGGCAAUUGGCCUACACCGAGGGGUUGAAGAAGGCCGGUAAAGAGGUCAAGCUUGUCUACCGUGAACAGGCCACGAUCGGGUUCUACUUGUUGCCGAACACCGACCAUUUCUAUGAAGUAAUGGAGGAGAUCAGGAACUUCGUUACUUGUAACUUAAAGCAACCUGCAAAUAUAUGAAGCUCUACACUCUCACAGAAGCUACACAUUUUUCUCAGAUCUAGUUUAGUUCGAUGGCAUGCCAAUGAUUUGUUGCAGCUCGGGUAGCGUCUUGCUCGCUCGCUAGAACUCGAAGAAUGAUUCCGCGGCAAGAGCGGGAUAGCUUGGCCUCCACUGAAACCUCUCAAAGCUGUUCAUGAACAUUGAAUCAAAGGUGACUUUUCUUCGUCUUUCUACUGAUAGAGUCUUUUGUUAUUGCCUGAUCCAGCUCCUCCUCAUAUUUGAUGAGGUUGGAAGCUGGUGCUAACUCUAUAGGUGACGCAGUCUAUGGAAGAAGAACAACUGAAUUGCCUUUCUUCCUUCUACUGGUGUGUGUGUGUUCAGUGGUAUCCGUUGGACACCAUAUUGUACAGUGAUUCAAGUUCAGGAAGAAGAUGAUGGAACACCUUCUUGUUGUGUAUGGGGAUGCAUGGACAGGACUAGUUUCCUUCCUGGUCAACGUUGCGUGCCAUGAAUAUUAUGUUGGGGUAUAAGGAUGGCCUGUGAUUUCUUUCUUGACAUUAUUUUUAUCUUUGGUGUCCUGAUACAGUGGAUUAUUAAUCUUAUUGUGUGCACAUAGUGAAUGGAUUCCA
Molecule: messenger RNA, 2577 nt
Organism: Musa acuminata subsp. malaccensis (wild Malaysian banana)
Lineage: Eukaryota; Viridiplantae; Streptophyta; Magnoliopsida; Zingiberales; Musaceae
Source: RefSeq, a predicted model, not a curated record